Messenger RNA from Episyrphus balteatus (marmalade hoverfly), 5511 nucleotides. It is a transcript of the gene Top2, whose product is annotated as DNA topoisomerase 2. NCBI's taxonomy places the organism in Eukaryota, Metazoa, Arthropoda, Insecta, Diptera, Syrphidae. Gene Ontology annotation, biological process: resolution of meiotic recombination intermediates; DNA topological change; sister chromatid segregation. The coding region runs from base 263 to 4720 and encodes 1485 amino acids. The transcript is spliced from 5 exons. The record is from RefSeq and is a predicted model, not a curated record. Gene Ontology annotation, cellular component: nucleus. Gene Ontology annotation, molecular function: ATP binding; DNA topoisomerase type II (double strand cut, ATP-hydrolyzing) activity; DNA binding.
UGCAACGGACGAAGCCUGCACUAAUAAAUUUUGUUUGCAAAUUUCGUUCGAUUUUAAUGUGAAACAAUAAUUACACAAAAUAAAAAAUACUUUACACCUUAAAAAAUACACAAAAUAAUAAAUAUUAACCAAGACUGAAAACUCCCAUACAACAAAUAAUAUUGUCCAAAUAAUUUGUCUCAUUCUGCGUUUGCAAAAAGUUGCAAAAAAGUGCUUUGGAAGUGAUUUUUUUUAUUCCCAAGAAAAAAAGUCAAUAUCAAUAAUGCAGAACGGCAGCAGUGCCUCUCCCGCGGGAGGAGGUAAAUCAGUUUCUAUUGAAAAAAUGUACCAAAAGAAGUCCCAAUUGGAACAUAUUCUUCUUCGUCCCGACACUUAUAUCGGAUCCGUCGAACACACCAAGGAGCUUAUGUGGGUAUACAAUACCGAAACAAACAAAAUGGUACAAAAAGAACUGUCCUUUGUUCCCGGUCUUUAUAAAAUCUACGAUGAAAUUCUUGUCAAUGCCGCUGACAACAAGCAACGUGACAAGUCCAUGUCAAGCAUUAAAAUCGACAUCGAUCAAGAGAAAAAUACCAUAUCCAUUUGGAAUAACGGUCAAGGAAUACCUGUUACAAUGCAUAAAGAAGAGAAAAUGUAUGUACCAACUAUGAUCUUUGGUCAUUUGCUAACAUCAUCCAAUUACAACGAUGAUGAGAAAAAAGUAACUGGUGGUCGUAAUGGUUAUGGAGCUAAACUAUGCAACAUCUUUAGUACUUCAUUUACCCUAGAAACUGCCACCAAACAGUAUAAGCGCUGUUUUAAACAAACUUGGGGUGCUAACAUGACAAAGGCUUCCGAACCGAAAAUCAAAGAUUUCUCCGGCACUGACUUUACAAAAGUUACUUUCUCACCCGAUCUGGCCAAGUUCAAAAUGGAAAAAUUGGACGAUGAUAUUGUGGCAUUAAUGUCACGUAGAGCUUACGAUAUUGCAGCUGCCACAAAAGGUGUUUCAGUCUUUUUGAACGGAAACAAAUUGCCAGUGAAGAACUUUAAGGACUACAUUGACUUGUAUGUCCAUUCUGCCGAUGAAACCGGUGCCCCAGUGAAAGUCAUUCACGAGAAUUGCGGUGAACGUUGGGAAGUUGCUGUUUGUGCCUCAGACCGUGGGUUCCAACAAGUUUCGUUUGUCAAUUCAAUUGCCACGACUAAAGGCGGACGUCAUGUUGAUCAUGUCGUCGACAAUGUCAUCAAACAGUUGAUUGAAACCCUCAAAAAGAAAAACAAGGGUGGCAUUAAUAUUAAACCAUUCCAAGUGCGAUCUCAUUUGUGGGUGUUUGUUAAUUGUCUAAUUGAAAACCCGACAUUUGAUUCGCAAACCAAGGAGAAUAUGACAUUGCAACAAAAAAGCUUUGGCUCUAAAUGUGUAUUGUCUGAGAAAUUUGUAAAUAAUAUGACCAAGUCGGGUAUUGUUGAAGCAGUCCUCACUUGGGCUAAAUUCAAGGCCCAGACUGAUCUUGCCAAAACAAGUGGCAAGAAAAGUAGCAAGAUCAAGGGAAUACCAAAAUUGGAAGAUGCCAAUGAAGCUGCUUCCAAAAAUGCUCAUCUUUGCACACUCAUUCUAACCGAGGGAGACUCAGCCAAGUCAUUGGCUGUCUCUGGUCUUGGUGUUAUUGGUAGAGAUUUGUACGGAGUCUUCCCUCUGCGUGGUAAACUGCUCAAUGUCCGUGAAGCCACACACAAGCAAAUUCUAGAAAAUGCCGAAAUUAAUAAUUUAAUUAAAAUUGUCGGAUUGCAGUAUAAAAAGAAAUACAACACAAUCGAUGAUCUUAAAUCAUUGCGAUAUGGCAAAAUUAUGAUUAUGACUGAUCAGGAUCAGGAUGGUUCGCAUAUCAAAGGUCUCUUGAUUAAUUUCAUUCACACCAAUUGGCCGGAAUUACUUCGUUUGCCAUUCCUUGAAGAAUUCAUUACCCCCAUUGUCAAAGCCACAAAGAAAGAUGACGAAUUGAGUUUCUAUUCGUUGCCAGAGUUUGAAGAAUGGAAGAAUGAUACACCUAAUAGUAAUACAUACAAUAUAAAAUACUACAAAGGUUUGGGUACUUCGACCUCUAAGGAGGCGAAAGAAUACUUCCAGGAUAUGGAAAAACAUCGAAUUUUGUUCAGAUAUGAAGGACAAAUCGAUGAUGACAAUAUUGUGAUGGCUUUCUCUAAAAAAUGUAUUGAAAAUCGUAAAGAUUGGCUUCGCAAUCACAUGGACGAAUGUAAGAGAAGGAAAUUGUUGGGUUUGCCUGAGAAAUACCUUUAUACCAAAGGUACCAAGAGUAUAUCCUACAAUGAGUUUAUUAAUUUAGAAUUGGUUCUCUUCUCGAAUGCGGACAAUGUUCGAUCGAUUCCAUCGAUUGUAGAUGGCUUCAAGCCUGGUCAGCGUAAAGUUAUGUUUACUUGUUUCAAACGUAACGAUAAGAGAGAAGUUAAAGUUGCUCAAUUAUCAGGUUCAGUUGCUGAAAUGUCAGCCUACCAUCACGGAGAGGUUUCUCUGCAAAUGACCAUUGUUAAUUUGGCCCAGAAUUAUGUUGGUUCAAAUAAUAUAAAUCUCCUUGAACCACGUGGUCAAUUCGGUACGAGAUUAGCUGGUGGAAAGGAUCACGCUAGCGCUCGUUAUAUUUUCACAAUUCUAUCUCCAUUAGCUCGUUUGAUAUUCCAUCCUGCCGAUGAUCCAUUAUUGCAAUAUGAAAUCGAUGAUAAUCAAAAAAUCGAACCAGUUUGGUAUAUUCCAAUUAUUCCAAUGGUUUUGGUUAAUGGAGCUGAUGGUAUUGGUACCGGUUGGUCAACUAAAAUUCCUAAUUACAAUCCACGUGAUUUGAUUGCGAAUAUCCGACGUAUGCUUAAUAAAGAUGAACCCAAGGCAAUGCAUCCAUAUUAUAAGAAUUUCAAAGGUGUCAUUGAUUAUGUCUCAGACAAUCGUUAUGUCAUGGCUGGAAACGUUCAAGUUGUUCAAGGAAAUAAGGUUGAAAUUACUGAAUUGCCAGUUGGAACAUGGACUCAGAACUACAAAGAGAAUACCUUGGAGCCGUUGCUUCAUGGAACCGAUAAAAUUAAAGCUGUCAUUUCGGAUUACAAAGAAUAUCACACUGAUUCAACUGUGAAAUUUGUCAUUACAUUUGCUCCAGGUGAAUUUGAUCGAUUGUACGAAGAAUCUGGUGGAUUCCAUCGAGUAUUCAAAUUAACAUCAAGUAUAUCUUGCAAUCAAAUGCAUGGUUUCGAUCAUGUUAAUUGCCUGAGAAGAUUUCCAACUCCUGUCGAUAUUAUGAAAGAGUAUUUCCCUCUUCGUCUUGAGUAUUAUCAAAAACGUAAAGAUUAUCUUGUUGGUCAAUUGACUGCCCAGGCUGAUCGUCUUACCGAUCAGGCUCGUUUUAUUCUUGAGAAGUGCGAGCGAACGAUUGUGGUUGAAAAUAAGAAACGUAAGGCAAUGAUUGAUGAACUUAUCAAACGAGGCUAUAAACCCGAUCCAGUUAAGGAAUGGCAACAACGUAUUAAAGCGGAUCAGGAGGAGGAACCAGAAGAUGAUGAAGGAGGAGAAGAGGAAGCUGAAACAACUUCAGUAAAGAAGGAAAAGCAGAAAAAUGUUGAUCCAGAGAAAGCAUUCCAGAAAUUGACUGAUGUAAAGAAAUUCGAUUAUCUUUUGGGUAUGUCAAUGUGGAUGUUAACAGAUGAACGAAAGAAUGAAUUGCUUAAGCAACGUGAUCAGAAGUUAGCUGAAUUAUCUGCACUUAAGGCUAAAACUAUUGAAAUGUUGUGGCUCGAUGAUUUGGAUGAUUUGGAGAAAAAAAUGGAAGAAGUCGAAGAGAAGGAACGUCUCGAAGAACUUGGUUUGAAUAAGAAAACUGCAAAGGCUGCAGCCAGUAAGGCGAAGGCGUCUGCUCAAGCUAUGAAGAAACGAGGAGCUGCAAAAUCUGGCAAAGAAGAUAUAUUCCCCGAUCCGAGUGGUGUUAAAGUCAAAUUCACAAUGACUGCUGAAAUUUUGAAGAAGUAUGAACAAGCUUCGAAAGCUGCCGAAAAAGGACCGAAAAAAGUAGCUGUUAAAAAGGAGAAAGGUGCCGGCGGUGAUGCUUCGACAACAGGAGAAGGUUUAGAAGAAGAGGUUGAUGAGUUUGAUGCUUUAAUUGAGGGGAAACCAGCAGUUGCUAAAGUGGCUGCUGUUAAAAAGGAGGUUGUGAAGAAAGAGCCUGUGGCAAAGAAACCUGCUGCAGCGAAGAAAAAAACUGAUGGAUUGAAGCAGUCCAAAUUGAGCUUUGAUAAGCCAAAGAAGGGUCGUAAGAAGAAAAUAACAUCUGAUGAUGAAGAUGAGAUACAAGAAAUUGACAGCGAUCCAGAAAUAACCGUGAACACUAAGGUUACACCAAGAGCCGAUAGGCCUGGUCGUAGACAAGCUGCACAGAAAGUAAAUUAUUCUGGUCUACUUGAUUCCGAUGAUGAAAAUAAUGAAAGUGAUGGCGAAGUAGUUCUUUACGACAAUAAAGCAGUCACAGAAGAAGAUCAUAGAGUAGAAUUGCUGUCGGAUGAUGAUCAAAGUAUGAAAUCGGAAUCUGCUGGAGAAGCCUCAUCUCCUAUUAAACCUGCACCGACUAAAAGGCCAAGGAAAAAGGCUUCAAGUGACAGUGAUGAGGAUUCAAAAUCUAAAAAUAAAAAGAAGAAGAAGAUUGUGGUCUCCGACUCUGACAACAGCGAUUCAGACUUUGCAUAAAAGCAAAAAUUAAAUUUAAUAAUAAUAGUACGAGUAUAUAUUUAUUUCGAUUAUUAUUAAGAAAUGUAUUUUUGGCAAUUAUUGUUGUCAUCUUAUCAAUCAUUUACUCCAUUCAAAAUAUUGGAAAACUACAUUAAUAUUGGCUUAAGAUAAAUCAUCGAGGAGAAUUUAAAAAAAGGAAAACAAAACAAAAAAACUGGCACUUUUAUUCACAGAGAGAAACAAAAACUCAAUUUUCAUCGUAGAUUAAAAUUCUUUAUAAAUGUAGUUAAAAAUUACAAAUCUUAAUUAAUUAAUAUGUUUAACAAUGAGUAGAAUUAUAUAUUUUAAAUGUUUAUUUUUUUUAGCGUUCUACAUGUUUUAAAUAAGACUUGAGUGUUUUAUUUUAUAAUGUUAGGGAUUUUAAUUUUUUGCGUUUUGAUUUUUUUUUUGUUUUUGUUUCAAUCAAUGUUGCAUUUUUGCUUUUAAUGCAAAAGAACUAAUAGAAUUUGCUUAUAUUUUUUGUUUUUACUUUUUUAUUUAUUCUUUUUUUUUUCAAAACAAACUGUAUGAUGGCAAACUCAUUGUUAACAUUUUAAUGUUUGGAAGGCGAUUUUGUCUGAGUUCUACAAAUUAAUGUAGACAAAACAAAAACAAACAAAAAAUAUAUCAAAUAAAUUAAUUAUUGCCAGAUGAAUUUAUAUACAUUUGUACUGUUUGCUCUGAUAUUCUUUGUACAUAUUAUAAUAGAUAUUAAACACAAUUACACUUACAUUGUCGUAGUAAAAUAAAUAUUAAAAAAAAAUUAUAUA